Anolis carolinensis (green anole) is the source of this 2479-nucleotide messenger RNA. RefSeq names its product ADP-ribosyltransferase 1 (gene art1). The coding region runs from base 116 to 1072 and encodes 318 amino acids. Gene Ontology annotation, molecular function: NAD+ poly-ADP-ribosyltransferase activity; NAD+-protein-arginine ADP-ribosyltransferase activity. The record is from RefSeq and is a predicted model, not a curated record. Lineage: Eukaryota; Metazoa; Chordata; Lepidosauria; Squamata; Anolidae. The transcript has 5 exons.
GGGACAACACCUGUCGCGUCAACAACAACAAGGUCCAGCGGCCGGAGAGAGGCGGCCAGAGGAAGGCGAAGGGACCCCAAAGUGACCAUCUCUCCCUCCUUCCCCAAAGCAGAGAAUGGAGAGGCCUCUUUUCCAGAUGUUGCUGGCGAUGCAUCUGUUGUGGAUCUUCCCAGGAGACAUCCAGGUCUCCGGCUUCCCCAUCCACAGGCGUGACCUCUUCCCCGCCAAGGAGUCCCCUCUGGACCUGGCGUCCACUUCCUUCGAUGACCAAUACAAGGGCUGCGCGGAGCAGAUGGAGGCCGAGCUGGAGGCCCUCAACCAGACAGAGUUUGCCACCAACCGGCUCUACGCCGAGGCCUGGACGGAAGCGGCUUCCAGGUGGACAGAGCGACGGAUGUCCACCUCAAAGCUGCCCCUCGGCCUGAGGCCAGAGCACGCCAUGGCGGUCAUGGCCUACACGGCGCAAGGACGCUUCCACCGGGACUUCAACGCGGCCGUCAGGGAGGCCGGCCGGACCAGGGAGGCCUACCUGCAGAGCUUCCACUUCAAGACCUUCCACUUCCUCCUGACCCGGGCCCUGCAGGCCUUGGGGGCCACUUCCCAGCCCCGCUGCCAGAAGGUCUACCGCGGGGUCCGCAACGUCCGCUUCGUCUCCGAGCGGCUCCGUCCGGUGCGCUUUGGCCACUUCGCCUCCUCCUCGCUCAAGAACGAGAGCGCCAAACAGUUCGGGACGGACACCUUCUUCACCAUCCAGACCUGCUUUGGGGUCAACGUCCAGAACUUCUCCUUCUUCCCCGGAGAAGAGGAGGUCCUCAUCCCGCCCUUCGAGAAGUUCAAGGUGGCCAACUUCACCAAGACACGUGAGACCACCUUCAUCCACCUGCUCUCCCUCGAAGACCACAGCCUCCACAACUGCGUCUUCAUCAAAGAGCAAAGGUGCAAAGUGCAAAGGUGCAACUUUGGUUCAGGUGCCGGCCUCAGCCAGCUCUCUGCACAUGCCCAGGCGCCUUUCCUUCUCUGGGGAGCCCUGUUCCUUGUGGGCAUCCUCUUUGAGUCCCCAGGAUUCCUCUGACCACCAGCCUGGGGCCGGUUUUGCUCCUGGAAAAAGCAAGACAACACAAAACCAAGACAAUAUAAUCGUAUUAUAAGGAUUUCCCUUUGCAUUAGAUUCAGUGCCUGGUGCCGGUUGUGUCAAGAAAGGGUUAAAUUGAGACACAUUCACCUUCCAUCUUAAUUUACCUUCUUCUCCGAUAAUCUAGCAAUCUGCUUAGACUGCACAGAAAUAAACACAUGCUCCCCAGCUGUCCGCUGAAACCAGUGGCACUUAUUUAUUGAAGUAAUUUACAAUAUUUACAUAUCUUUGCCGGAGCGUAGCAUUUUAACAACCUGCUUGAUUGGCUGCGAGGGAAGCUCUCACUAUCUCUAAAACUGUCCACUCCCAGAAUCCAGAGCAAUGACGAAUGUCCUGUUGUAUCCGGAAACUAUACACUUUUUCCCUCUAGCAAUAACUCUCUACUCUAUGCAUUUAACUCUUACACUACUGGAAUGUUGGAUUCCUUGUAUAUUAUACAGACACACACAAACAGCUUGCUUUAAACCAUAAGCGAAAUUUUGACACUAUACAAUUCAAUACCUUAACAGGUUGCAGCAGUGAGUGGGCUCACAAUGUAACAUGAAUGCAUUUUGACUCCAGUUUAGCCACCGGGGCUCAAUGCUACAGGAUUGUGGGAGCUGUAGUUUUGCAAGUCCUUUCGCCUGCUCUGCAAAGUGUGCGUCUUUAUUAUAGCAUGAAAGCUAUGGAAUCAGGGGAGAUGUAGUUUUGCAAAGUCUUGAGCCUUCUCCACCCCAAAGUGCUGGUGCCUCACCAAAAGACACCUCUCAGUGUUACCAAAAUCAGCUAUUUGCCACAAGGGGGCAGUGUAGGUUUAUCACCCGACAAACUGGGCUACUUUGACUGCCAGGAAAAACUUAACUGAGUUGAAGGCAGUAACACAUUUUUUUAUUCAUCUGGCCAGAUGGAUGUCAGAACAGUGUAAUCGUCAACAGAACUGACAUAACGUAUAAUAUAGCGCAAACCAUUUUAUCCCCUUUGGCAGCCAUUCAGAAGACCUGCUCUCUCCCCUGAUUAGUUCAGGAAGAAUCAGGCUAGGAUCUGACUAGUCAUUGGUUGGGUGAGGUGGGUGGAGUCUCCCUUGUAGCAUAAAAAGAGCUGCUAUUUGUCUAUUUGAAGCUGGAGCCAUUUGGAAGACUCUCCUAGGAAGAAAAGGGCAAGACUUGGGGAAUAGUCUGAAAUAGUCCAGGAUAGGAUUAUGGGGUUUACAAUAGAAGCCAACCUCAAAGAUAAAGACAAAUCUUAUGCACAUAUACACACUGAAUAAGAAACAUAUAUCACAAUACAGAUUUCAUUGAGCACGUCUCCUAUCUGCCUAUGGUUGCACCUCCCAUUUAUUAAUAAAGCAUAAACCUGAAUCAAGACAAA